Molecule: messenger RNA, 960 nt
Organism: Ceutorhynchus assimilis (cabbage seed weevil)
Lineage: Eukaryota; Metazoa; Arthropoda; Insecta; Coleoptera; Curculionidae
Source: the annotation of a GenBank genome assembly
AUGAUCAAUGAGCUUAAAACUGAAGUUUUUGACAAAACAAACUACAUUGAUAGGUUGAAGCGGGAAAAGCAAACUCUACUGGAUGAGGCGGAAUAUUCAGAAGAUCGAUUGGUUCGUGAAAAUAGCGCCCUUAAACAGAGGCUGUCUCAGUUGGCAAGAAAUUCGCUAGAACAAGUAACCAACGCUCCAAGGAAACUUGCUUCUUCAUCAACUCAAACUCUUUUUCAAGAGGAAAUUCUACUUCAGAAUGACUCUCAGACUGAUCCUUGCCUUGCGGGCAGCUCUGAUGAGAAACAACAAGCCCUCAUGAUUGAAAUAGCCGAAAUUACGAAUCUCAAUAAACAAAUGGCUACUUCAAUUGAGACCCUUGAUAAUGAGAAUCGAUUUCUUUCGAGCGAGCUGGAAGACUUGAAGGAACAACUUGCCUGUUUACAUGUUUCCCAUGGGAAGCCGAGCGGGGUACCCUCUUUAAGCACGAAAGACCAGUUUUUUUUAGCCAACCGUGUUGAAGAUGGCAGAAGAGUUUCAGUGCUUUUAACUUCUAUAACUGAAGAAGUUUAUAUUAUUUUGCGAAACAUUUGUCAUCCGGAAAAACCCAGUUCCAAAUCUUUUUUGGAGUUAGUUGAUUUGUUGUCAGGCCAGUUUAUACCAAAAGUAUCUGUUUACCGAAAAAGAAUUGUUUUCAAUUUAUUGAGGCAGAAAGAAGAGUCGAUUAAUGAAUGUUCUCCAAAUUUACCUGGAAGUGACGUGGUAUUGCCUGAAAUUUUAAGUUCCUCAUCUCCUACUUCAGUUGAGAGGGAAAGCAGUGAAAGGUCAAUUGCCGAAUCUGAUGUGUUAUUAUUACCCUCCAUGCAAACUCUUGUGAGUGGACAAAAUUCUUUCCAAGAAAAUGUUAUCACCACACCUGUCAAAACCGAAUCGAAUUGUGCCAAGUUUAAUAAUUUCCAAUUAUAUCAUUAA